Molecule: messenger RNA, 7574 nt
Organism: Anolis carolinensis (green anole)
Lineage: Eukaryota; Metazoa; Chordata; Lepidosauria; Squamata; Anolidae
Gene: cabin1
Product: calcineurin binding protein 1
Exons: 36
Coding region: 148-6120 (1990 amino acids)
Biological process (GO): chromatin organization
Cellular component (GO): nucleus
Molecular function (GO): nucleosome binding; protein binding
Source: RefSeq, a predicted model, not a curated record
UGGCGGCUGUCAGUCAAGAGCGGCUUUUCGUAUCAAAGGGGGCUUAGACCGGGCCGGAAGUCCCGCCUAUCACUUCCGACAUCAGCCUCUGGAAUACCUCAGGAAAGUAAAGGGCUCCUGAGAAGAAGCGCCAAAUUAUCCCUAAACAUGAUCCGUAUAGCAGCCCUGAAUGCAAGGGCUGCCAUUGAAGAUGAUGAACAGGAAGAAACCUUCAAGAGCCACAAGACACAGACCAAGGAAGCCCAGGAGGCGGAAGCCUUUGCCUUGUACCAUCGGGCCCUUGACCUCCAGAAGCAUGACCUUUUUGAGGAAUCGGCCAAAGCCUAUCACCAGCUCCUUGGAGCAAGGCUCCUCAGGGAGGCGGUCCCUUCCGGAGAGGGUCUGAGGCUGAAAUAUUCCACCUUCAAGAACUUGGCCCAAUUGGCGGCUCAAAGGGACGACCUGGAGACCGCCAUGCAGUUCUACCUUGAGGCGGUGCUGCUUGACGGGACGGAUGUGAGCCUAUGGCACCGCAUUGGGCGCCUGGCCCUGCGCAUGAUCCGCCUGCCUUUGGCCCGCCAUGCCUUCGAGGAAGGCCUCCAGUGCAACGCUGACCACUGGCCCUCCCUCGACGCCCUCCUCACCGUCCUCUACGCCCUUGGAGACUACCCCACCUGCCUGUACUUCACCUGCAAGGCCUUGGAGAAGGACUGCAAAUACAGCAAAGGCCUGGUUCUCAAAGAGAAGAUCUUCCAGGAACAGCCUUCUCUCCGGAAGGACUCCCUCCACAUGUUCCUCAAAGGGGACCUGCAGGAGGCGCCAAAAGUGGAGGAAGCGGAAGCAGCGGCCAUUUUGGAGGAAGCGCUGGACCUGAGGAGGAAGAGGCGGGAGGCCUUGGAGGACAGGAAGCAGCAGCAGCAGCAGGCGGAGCUACGACUGGCACAGCCCCUCCCAGUCCUAACGUGGAGGUGCCUUGGGGAGAGCCUGCUGGCCACCUACCGCCUGGUGACGACCUCCGACCCCCCGCGACCCAGCCUGGGAACAAGGGUUGACCUCUUUUCGGAGGGAGGGGUGCCCCCCACCAACCCCAGCGACCUCCCGGCAGCUCCAUCCAUCCCGGCGGCCGACCCCUCGCCCACCUUUGCCCCGACGAACCCUGCUUUCCUGGAGUCGGUUGGAGGUGAGCCAGAUGCCGGAACCUUUGGGAAUCCUCCUCCCGGGUCCCUUGGGUCGAAUGUUGUCUCUCUCUCUCUCUCUCUUGCAGGGGAGGCCUUGGCGGGGGACAAGGCCAGGAAGGCGGCCAAGCGGAAGAGGGCUGCCGAGGAGAGCGGGGAGAUGGUCAAGCGGCGCUCAGCCCGAGUGCGCAACACCAAGAGCAAGAAGGAGGAGAAGGUGGACUUCCAGGAGCUCCUCACCAAGUUCCUCCCACCACGGUUGAGGAAGCUGGACUUGGAGGAGGAGGAGGGUCCCUUUGGCGGGAGCUUUGAGGUCCAGUCGGAGGCCAAAGAGGAGGCCCUCCAUCCCUCAGGGGCACUCAGCCAGACCCUCGACUCGGGCCCCGCCAUGGAGUCCGAGGAGCAGGGGGUCCAGCGCUUCCUGCUCUGCAACCGGCACAACGGGGGCCUCCUGGAGCUGAUGCUGCGCUUCCUGAAGGCCGUCACCCGCCGCUUCCUCUCCAAAUGGCCGCCGGGGCUGGCAGAGGUGGUGCUGGGCAUCUUCCGCAGCUGGAGGCCCCACAGCAGCAGCCUCCCCAACCCGCUCCUCAGGGACUGUCCCGACGCACACAUCCGGGAGAUGAUGCUGAUGAGCCUCUCCUGCAUGGAGCUCCAGCUCGAUCAGUGGCUCUUGGCGAAGGGGAAGAGCUCCCUGGUGUCUCCCCGGAGUGGUGGUGGCAGCGGCCAUCUUAAUAAUGGCAAAUUUGGGCCCGACUUCCCCGGGGCCCACUUCCUGGGCGACCUGCUGCAGCUCUCUUUUGCUUCCUCCCAGAGGGACCUGUUCCAGGAGGAAUGGCUGCCUUUUGUGGCCCGCGUCUAUUGGCUGAAGGCCCGCUUCCUGGCCCUCCAGGGCGACACGGAGCAGGCCCUGGAGAACUACGAUGUCUGUGGGGAGACCCUGCGCAGCGGAGGCUCGAGGAGCCAAGCCGGGGGGCAGCCCCUUGUCAUCCACCUCCCCAACCUCCACCUGGACUCGGUCCUCUCCCUGGAAGAGAUUGACAAAAACUUGAAAUCCCUGGAGCGCUGCCAGUCCUUGGAGGAGAUCCAGCGCCUCUAUGAGGCCGGCGACUUCCAGGACGUGGUGGCCCUCCUCCGGCCCACCCUCUCCUUUGCCGGGUUUGGGCGCGAGAAGCACCUCGACUUCGCCAUCUCCGUCCCAGAAAGGCCUGCACAGCUCCUCCUCGUCCAGGACUCGCUCCUGAAGCUGGAGGACUUCCGCCAGUGCCUCUCCUGCUCCGAAGUGGCCCUGAAUGAGGCCUUCCAGCAGAUGGUCAACGUGACAGAGGCCUCGGCCAGAGAGGAGUGGGUGGCCACCGUGACCCAGCUGCUGCGCGGCAUCGACCGGGCCUUGUCGGCCGACCCCGGCAUCCUGGACGACCCCAGCACCCUCCCCGCCCGGAUCCGGCUGGCCAGCAACCUCAUCCAGAUUAUCGACUGCAGCAUGGCAGCGGUGGGCGAGGAGGGCAAGGAGCCCUUUGUGUCUUCUGUUGUUCCUUGGAUCACCCUCCACCGGAUUGUGAGGCACGAGGAGCAGGUUGCCACCGGGUCUCCCGUCCGCCCAGCAACCGAGGAACAGCAACCACAGCCACAGCCCUGCGAGGAAGGGGCCCCAUCUCCGGAGUCCCCCCUUUUGCCCUCGUCCCUGAUGCUCCUCAAUACGGCCCAUGAAUACCUCGGACGGCGCUCUUGGUGCUGCAACUCGGAUGGUGCCCUCCUCAAAUUUUACGUGCGAGUCCUUCAGAAAGAGCUGCUAGCCUCCACUUCGGAGGACACUCAUCCCUACAAGGAGGAGCUGGAGACAGCCCUGGAGCAGUGCUUCUACUGUCUCUACGGCUUUCCCAGCAAAAAAAGCAAGGCCCGCUACCUGGAGGAACACUCCACCCAACAGGUGGACCUGGCGUGGGAGGACGCCCUCUUCCUGUUUGAUUACUUCAAGCCAAAGACCCUCCCGGAGUUUGACAGCUACAAGACCAGCACCGUCUCGGCUGACUUGGCCAACCUCCUCAAGAAGAUUGCCGCCAUCGUCCCCCAAACGGAGAGGCCCACCUUGAAAAUGGAGGAGGUCUCGGGCUACAUCGAGGGCACCCUCAGCAAGGCCCCGGCUCUCCCCGAAGGGGCGGACGACUCCCCGCCGGUGGUGACGGAGCUGUAUUACCUCCUGGCGGAUUACCAUUUCAAGAACAAGGAGCAGGCCAAGGCCAUCAAGUUCUACAUGCACGACAUCUGCAUCUGCCCCAACAGGUUUGACUCGUGGGCAGGGAUGGCUCUGGCGAGGGCCAGCCGCAUCCAAGACAAGCUCAACUCCAACGAGCUGAAGAGCGACGGUCCCAUCUGGAAGCACUCGGCUCCUGUCCUGAACUCCUUCCGGAGGGCCCUCGAGAUCGACGCCUCCAACCUCUCCCUCUGGAUCGAGUUUGGGGCCACCUCCUAUGCCCUCCACUCCUUCGCCUCCCGGCAGAUCAAGCAGCGCAAGGCCCAGAUGGCCCCCGAGACCCUCACACAGAUGGAGGAGCGUCGGGAGGGGAUGCUGGCGACGGCCAAGCGGUGCUUCUCCUCGGCCUCGCACUGCGAAGGGGACGGGGACGAGGAGGAGUGGCUGAUCCACUACAUGCUGGGCAAGAUUGCCGAGAAGCAGAAGGAGCCGCCCCUGGUCUACCUCCGCCAUUACAAGCAAGCCGCCCACUUCCUGCACGAGGAGGCCGCCCGGUACCCCAAGAAGAUCCACUACCACAACCCUCCGGAGCUGGCCAUGGAGGCCCUGGAGGUCUACUUCCGCCUCCAUGCCUCCAUCUUGAAACUGGUGGGGAGCCCCGACUGGGGCGUCGACGCGGAGCUGCUGGUCACCUUCAUGAAGGAGGCAGCCGAGGGACCCUUCGCCCGGGGAGAGGAGAAGAACGCUCCCAAAAUGGCCGAAAAGGAGAAGCUGCUUCUGGCGGACGACGACUCGGGCUCCUCCUCUUCCGGGACGGUGGCUCCGGGGCCAGGGACCUCCUCUUCCUCUUCCUCCUCCGGCCCAGGUCUGACUUCCCCUCCUUACACCGCCACCCCGGUUGACCACGAUUACGUCAAAUGUAAAAAAAGCCGCCCGCAGGCCGCUACGGAUGAACGGAGCCAGGACAGCAACGGGGCGGUUGUUCUCUCGGAUUCGAACUCGACGCAAGACGUCUUUGCGGGACCUGCCGCCGCCUCCUCGGAGGGACCCAGCGCCACCCCCCUGGCCGAGGAGGAAAGGGGGAAGCCCGAGGGUCCCCCGUCGGAGCCCCCAGCCCAGAAGCCUCCCCCUGCCCCUGCCCUGCCGCUCCUCCCUGCAGACCCGGUGGGCCGGGUGUGGGCCCUGUGCGUGGGGGCCCUGCGCCUCUGCCUCUCCCGCUUCCCCCAGCACUACAAGAGCCUCUACCGCCUGGCCGCCCUCUACGCCUAUGGCCCCGCCCACAAGAACCUCCUCUGGGCCCGGGACGUGCUCCUGGGCACCCCCCUGCCGUGGACCCAGCUGCCCCACAUGCCGGCCCAGGGCCUCUUCUGCGAGCGGAACAAGACCAACUUCUUCAACGGCAUCUGGCGCAUCCCGGUGGAUGAGAUUGACCGCCCGGGGAGCUUUUCGUGGCACAUGAACCGCUCCAUCGUCCUCCUCCUGGAGGUCCUUUCGCAACUGAAGGACCACGGAACCCUCCUCAAGGUCUGCUCCAUGCUACAGAGGACCCCCGACCAGGGAAAGAAGUACCUCCGGGAUGCCGACCGGCAAGUCCUGGCCCAGCACGCCUUUGCCCUCACCGUCCUGGCCCUCGAGGAGAUGCUGAACGACAUCACAGAGGACUCCGACGACCCUUGCGGGGGGGACAAGAAGGUCGCUGAGCCCUCGGCCGAAGAAGAACAUAGGAUGACCGUCGAGAUGGCCCCGCCCCCUUCCAAAAUGGCCACCGAGGCGAUGGACAUGGAGGUCCGGACCCCGGAGCUUUCUCUUGAGGAGCUGAGCAUCAGCUCUCGACUUCCUGUUCCAACAAUGGCCCCGAGGGCGACCCGGAAGCGGAAGCUGACGCAGGACCCGGAGUCCGGGAAGAGGCUGCUCCUGGACGCCUACCGGGUCUGGCAGCAGGGACAGAAGGUCGUGACCUAUGACCUGGGCAGGAUUGAGAAGAUCAUGUCCGAGACCUACAUGCUGAUCAAGCAGGUGGAUGAGGAGGCUGCUCUGGAGCAAGCGGUGAAGUUCUGCCAGGUCCAUGUUGGAGCCGCCGCCCAGAAACAGAAUAUGGGGGAGACCCCUUCCGCCCCGAAGCCCCCCAAGGAGGGCACCCUCCCCCUGAUGUCGACCCCUUUGAUGACCUCCGACCCCCGGGCCCCCAAGGAGAGCAAGAUGGCCACCCCGACCCCAGCCAUGACCCCGACCCCUUUGUUGCUCCUGCUGCCGACCCCCACCCCCCGGACGCCUGAGGCGGCUGCUUCGUCCAGCACCAAGCCCUCCAUUGGCGACCAAAGAGAGGAGGAAGAAGAGGAGGAAGAGGAAGGGGAGCUGGACCCACCCUCCAAGAUGGCUGCCGCCACGAUGGGGGUCGCGGCCCCAGAGGUUGACCCCGGGAAGGUUGAGGGGGUCCCGCGGCCAAAGCCCCGCCCCCCUCCCGGGGUCCCCAGGCUCUUCAUCCCCUCCUUGAGCUCCUCGUCGCUGACACCAAUGACCCCCAAGUUCCCCCCGGAGAUCACCGUGACCCCGCCGACCCCCACCCUCCUCUCCCCGAAGGGCAGCGUCUCCGAGGAAACCAAGCAGAAGCUCAAGUCGGCCAUCUUGUCCUCCCAGUCGGCCGCCAACGUCAAGAAGGAGGCCCUCCGCCAACCGGCCCUGGAGAUCCUGGAGACGUCCAGCCAGGAGUCCUCUCUGGAGAGCGAAGAUGAGGAUGAUGACGAAGAGGAGGAGGAAGACUAUAUGGACGCCUGAGGAGCGAGUGCCUUCUGCCAUCUUGGAUUCCAGCCAAAACAGGGAUCGACAAAACAUCCCGACCUUUUUCCAUCCGUUUGAUCCAAUUUGUUCCCAUUUCUCUAUUUUUUCAGCCAUUUUUAAAAUAAAUCAGUUUUCUUAUUAUUUUGAAUUUUUUUUUGGGGCGGGGGAUACAUUUUAUUAUUUUCUUGGGUUUUUUUUUUUUUUGGUUUUUUUUGUAGGUCCUUCCUCGUAAUUUCAGAAAUUUUGGUCAGCCAUCUUUUUCAGUCUAAGGAUUUGACCAAACGGCAUUAUUCUGGUGACAUUUUGGGAUAAUUCCGGAUUACAAAUUCCAAUAACAUUUUGGAUUUCGGCGAAAUUUAUCCAGACAAUUGAUUGAAGAACUGGAUUAUAAUUUCCAAUAAUAUUUUGAAUGAGGAUUCGACAAACAACAUUGCUCUGGUAACAUUUUGGAAUUCCUUAUGAUUUUUUGGAAUUUUGGCAAGAUGCAUCCAGACACAUAUUUGAGAAAUAUUACAAUUUCUGAGAAUAUUUUGAAUUUCCAUGGGAUUUAUUCAGAUGAGGAUUUUGCCGAAUGGGAUUAUCAUUUCCAGGAAUAUUUUGAAUUUUGGGAAAAUUUAUCCAGAGGUGAUAUAUAUUUGAAGGAUUAUAAAUUCCAGGAAUAUUUUGAAUUUCAAUGAAACAUACCCAGAUUGUUAUAAUUUCCAGGAAUAUUUUGAUUUUUUGUGAAAUACCUCCAGAUGAAUAUUUUUUGGAAGGGGAUGAUAAUUUUUAGUAAUCUUUUGAGAGAUAGAUUCAGACAAACAUUUGAGGGAUUGCAGAUUUUCAUAAAUUUUGAAUUGUUGUGAUAUAUAAAUGAAUAUGUGUAUAAAUAUAUGUGUGUGUACAUUUUAUAUACACACACACAUAUAUAUAUCACCAAAAAUUAAAAAUAUUACCAAUAUUUAUAUAUAUUGAAAGUUAUUAUGGAUUCCCAGUAAUAUUUUGAUAAACAUUUGAAGGAUUAUAACUUCUGGUAAUAGUUUUAAUUUUCAUGAACUAUUUCCAGACAAAAUAUUCAGAUAAAUAUUCGAAGAACGGGAUUGCGGAUUUUCAUAAUAUUUUGGUUAAAUAAUAUAUAUAUCUGGGGGGAUAUUAUGAAUUUCCAGUAAUAUUUCAGACAUAUAUAUGAGAAAUGCCAUUACGGUAAAUGAAUUUUGGGAUUACUGUAAAUGUUUCCUUUUGGGGGGAAUUAUGUUUCAAUGAGGAGAAGAAAAUAAAGAGUUUACAUUAUAUGUAUAUAUAUAUAUAGUCUAUCACUUCUAUUAGUUUGCUUCAUUUUGGUGAUAUUUGCGAAUGCAUCGGGAAUGGCGUCACGCACCGCGAUAUACCGGGUUUGUUUUUGUUUACUCUUUGCCUGGCUUUGUAAUAUAAAUAAUGAAUUCUCUUUUUCUAAUAAAGUGGGAAAAUUUAAA